Messenger RNA from Protobothrops mucrosquamatus (brown spotted pit viper), 799 nucleotides. RefSeq names its product pulmonary surfactant-associated protein A-like. Lineage: Eukaryota; Metazoa; Chordata; Lepidosauria; Squamata; Viperidae. The record is from RefSeq and is a predicted model, not a curated record. Gene Ontology annotation, cellular component: rough endoplasmic reticulum; multivesicular body. The transcript has 5 exons. Bases 1 to 732 code for a protein of 243 amino acids.
AUGAAAAUCCAUUAUUUUUCAUUCAAAGGUCUGCCUGCCAGUCUAGAUACUAAGCUACAAAACGACAUCAAAGAACUCCAACGUAGAAUCGCCCAAAUGGAAAGAGAGCCCCAAGACUCUUGUGGGAAAACUGGCCCUCCUGGCCCUCCAGGACCACCAGGACCACCAGGCUUCAGUGGAAUACCUGGUCUACCAGGUCCCCGAGGCGCACCUGGACCAAGUGGACCUCCUGGCUUUCCAGGACCAAGGGGUAUCAGUGGUCCUCCUGGUCCACCAGGUCUGCCUGCCAGUCUAGAUCCUAAGCUACAAAACGACAUCAAAGAACUCCAACGUAGAAUCGCCCAAAUGGAAAGAGCUUUGACCUUGGAAGGAAAGAUCGUCAUUGCUGGAGAUAAGCUGUUUGCCUCUACUGGAAAGGCAUAUGUCUUUGAGAUAGCAGAAUUCACUUGCCAAGAAGCCCAGGGCGCCAUUGCUGCACCAAGAAAUCUGAAGGAGAACAAAGCUAUUCAGAAGAUUGUGCAAUUUUAUAACAGUUCUGCCUAUCUGGGUAUUAUUGAAAGUGAUGUGCCAGGGACAUUCCAUUUCCAGAAUGGGGAUCCUUUGGAUUUUACCAACUGGUACGAGAAUGAACCUUCCGGUCCAGGAAUUGAAAAAUGUGUGGAAAUGUCCAGCGAUGGCACUUGGAAUGACAAAUUGUGCAACAAUAAGCGCCUUGUGAUCUGUCAGUUUUAAAACCCAACCCCAAGGCAACCAUUGAAUGUUCCUUAAAACAUAACUUGAUGUGAUUUUUCUGUCAAAA